Messenger RNA from Molossus molossus (Pallas's mastiff bat), 4082 nucleotides. RefSeq names its product cell adhesion molecule 1 (gene CADM1). NCBI's taxonomy places the organism in Eukaryota, Metazoa, Chordata, Mammalia, Chiroptera, Molossidae. Gene Ontology annotation, biological process: detection of stimulus; cell recognition; susceptibility to natural killer cell mediated cytotoxicity. The coding region runs from base 1 to 1419 and encodes 472 amino acids. The transcript has 12 exons. The record is from RefSeq and is a predicted model, not a curated record. Gene Ontology annotation, molecular function: signaling receptor binding. Gene Ontology annotation, cellular component: synapse; neuron projection; plasma membrane.
AUGGCGAGUUCCGUGCUGCCGAGCGGAUCCCAGUGUGCGGCGGCGGCGGCGGCGGCGGUGGCGGCGGCGCCUCUCGGGCUCCGGCUCCGGCUUCUGCUGUUGCUUCUCUCCGCCGCGGCACUGAUCCCCACAGGUGAUGGACAGAAUCUGUUUACAAAAGACGUGACGGUCAUCGAGGGAGAAGUCGCUACCAUCAGCUGCCAAGUCAAUAAGAGUGACGACUCUGUGAUCCAGCUGCUGAACCCCAACAGGCAGACCAUUUAUUUCAGGGACUUCAGGCCUUUGAAGGACAGCAGGUUUCAGCUGCUGAAUUUUUCCAGCAGUGAACUCAAGGUGUCGUUGACAAAUGUCUCAAUUUCUGAUGAAGGAAGAUACUUUUGCCAGCUCUACACCGACCCCCCACAGGAGAGCUACACCACAAUCACAGUCCUGGUCCCCCCUCGCAACCUGAUGAUCGAUAUCCAGAAAGACACGGCCGUGGAGGGCGAGGAGAUCGAAGUGAACUGCACCGCCAUGGCCAGCAAGCCAGCCACGACCAUCCGGUGGUUCAAAGGCAGCAAGGAGCUCAAAGGCAAAUCGGAGGUGGAAGAGUGGUCAGACAUGUACACAGUGACGAGUCAGCUGAUGCUGAAGGUGCACAAGGAGGACGAUGGGGUCCCAGUGAUCUGUCAGGUGGAGCACCCCGCCGUCACCGGAAACUUGCAGACCCAGCGGUACCUGGAAGUACAGUAUAAGCCCCAAGUGCGCAUCCAGAUGACGUACCCUCUGCAAGGCCUGACCCGGGAAGGGGACGCGCUCGAGCUAACGUGUGACGCCGUCGGGAAGCCCCAGCCUGUCAUGGUGACUUGGGUGCGAGUCGACGAUGAGAUGCCUCAACAUGCCGUACUGUCCGGGCCCAACCUGUUCAUCAAUAACCUGAACAAGACGGACAACGGGACGUACCGCUGUGAGGCCUCAAACGUAGUGGGGAAAGCCCACUCGGAUUACAUGCUGUAUGUAUACGAUCCCCCCACAACUAUCCCUCCUCCCACAACAACCACCACCACCACCACCACCACCACCAUCCUUACCAUCAUCACAGACACAACGGCGACGACAGAACCAGCAGUUCACGGCCUCACUCAGUUGCCCAAUUCCGCAGAAGAGCUGGACAGUGAGGACCUCUCAGAUUCCCGAGCAGGGGAAGAGGGCUCCAUCCGGGCCGUGGACCAUGCCGUGAUCGGCGGCGUCGUGGCCGUGGUGGUGUUCGCCAUGCUGUGCUUGCUCAUCAUUCUGGGGCGCUACUUUGCCAGACAUAAAGGUACAUACUUCACUCAUGAAGCCAAAGGAGCCGACGACGCGGCAGACGCAGACACCGCUAUAAUCAAUGCAGAAGGCGGACAGAGCAACUCCGAAGAAAAGAAAGAGUACUUCAUCUAGAUCAGCCUUUUGUUCCCAUGAGGUGUCCAGCUGGCCCUUUUAGAUGAUAAAGAGACAGUGAUGUUGGAACUCGCGAGAAGCUCGUGUGUUUUUUACGAGUGGGUGGAAAGUGCGAGAUGGCUUGGGGUUUGCUGUGUAAACACAAAAUGUUCUUUGAAAAGUACACUGCUGUUUGACACCUCUGCUUUCGUUUGUUUGUUUGUUUGUUUGGGGGUUUUUAUUUCUUCCCACCAAGUCAAACUUGGAUGCUUGGCUUUAGUUUGGGUAGAUUGCAGAAAAUUCUGUGCCUUGUUUUUCGUUUGUCCGUUGCGUUCCUUUUGUUGUUUUUUUUUCUUUUUUGUGCGCAUUUACUUUUUCCCCCCGAUUUUUAAAGUUAAUUUUAUUUUUCCAAAAUCUCCCAUUUUGGAAUUUGCCUGCUGGGAUUCCUUAGCCUCGUUUUCCCCUUAUUUCGCUCUUGUUUUGACUUUUUUGUUUGUUGUUGAAGUAACUGCUUUCUGUUCAAAAUUCAGUUGCAUACAAGGAGAACCAGCACAGCUUAGACUUCAUAGUUCAGAAUUUAGUGUGUCCAUAGCGCAUUCUUCUCUGUUGUUGUAAAGAUUUGGGUGAACAAACAAUGAGAACUCUUUGCUGCUGCCCAUGUUCCCAGUACGUAGAGCAGUGAAGACUAGAACGUAGACUGUGAUUCAGAAAUGUUCUGUUUGCUGUGGAACUACAUUACUGUACAGGGUGAUCUGCAGGUGAGGUGUGUCACGCGAGGCUGGGUCUGUCUGUCCUUCUGUGUCUGUAGACGGCUCAGUAGAGGGACCCCACACUGUCCAGCAAGGUCUGGGGCUCCUCCUUUUCCUGUGCCCUGAACAGACCUGACAGUGAGAGCUGUUCCUUCUCCAUAAGUGGACAAAUUGAGUUGCCACCGGAGGGGAUGUAGGGAGGGGAGAUCGUUCUGCUCUGGUUAUUUCUGUUCCAAACGAGUCCACCCACCUUUCCCAAUUGGCCUUACUGCUCUCUGAUCUGUAGGAAAAAGCAAGUCCGUGCAGUGGGGGGAGGACUGAGCGGGACAGGGAGCCCCUCUGUGCUCAGUUAGGGAGACAGGAGGAUGUGGCCGGCACGUACUGUAUAUUACAGAUAUUCGUCACUCUGGGUUUCCAACUCGGGUCCGCGCGGAAGUCCCUUCCUUCAGACUUGGCAAAGGCAGGAGGUGCAAGAGAAGGGCCCGCAUUGUCCUCACACUGGCCUGCUGGGGAUCAAGUUCCCCAAGGUCAGAGCAGAGGAGGAGAAGCAGCAUGUAAGGGUUUUCAGUCCCUUAGUCAGAACUCAGAUGUGAGUGUUUUCAUCUUCUUACCUUCAUGCACUAGCCUUGGCCUCCUUCCUCAGCCUUAAGAACCAUCUGCCAAAAAAUUACUGAUCCUCGCAUGACGGCCGCCACCGCGCGUGGCUGCUGAAAUCAGUUACCUUGAACGUCUCUUGGACGGGAGCCUUGGGAAAAGGUGCCGAAGUCCAGUCGCUAUUGACAUUUUUCUUUAAAGAAACGUACGUCGAAGGACAAACACGAAACUCUUACCGGGAGUUUCGGCGAGGCCCCAGAUCCCGGAAGACAGUCCCUGUGGAAAGACGGCAUCAGAAAAGAUAGAUCUAUAUAUAUAUAUAAAUAUAUAUUAUAUCACAUUUUCAGUGAGUGACUUCGGAUUUUGCAAGGUGCAUUUUUACUAUUGUUACAUUCUGUGGAAAACUUACGCUGAUUUAUUUAAGGGGGAAAAAAAAGUGUCAACUCUUUGUUAUUUGAAAGCGUGUUUAUUUUUCUUGUCUUGAUUUUAACCUUUGAUAGAACCACUUGCAAUAUGGGGCCUUUUGGGAACGGACUGGUCCGUAAGAGAAUCCGUACGAGCAGCGUUGAUUUCCCCUCUCCCCUCCCGAGGCACUUAACCAAGACAAAAAGCCACAACGAACAUCCCUUUUUCACUGAAUUUUAUAAUGUGCAGCUCUGUCCCGAGCCCUUAGCACCCAUUCUGACCAUAGUGUGACCAUAUCACAAGGUGAGAGUCAUCCAGCAUGUUGUCGACAGGUUUUCUUUGGUGGUUCUUUUCAGGAGACGAAACAAGCGAAACCUGCCAUCACCCCCCAAAUUGCCAUCUCAUCGCUGGGCCCUCCACCCUCCCAUCUUGAAACGUGUACAGUAGUGCGGUGUCCCUGAUGUAACUCUAUGGCUUACGAUGUUGACAUGUCUCAGGUCCAUGUGUUUCGACUGGUGUUUUCCGUCUCAGGUAGAUUGCUAAGUGUAGGCCCCACGCAUUGGAGAAAAAACAAUAAAAUAAAACGGCGAAAACAGGAAAUUAUGGGUUUUAGUUGUAUAUUGGUUUAUGUAUUUUUUCUUAAGUAUACAGUGCACUGUUUGAAAUGUAUUGUUGAGUAUUACUUUGUACAGGUCGAUCACUUUUUUUAGAGUGAAGAAAGAACAAACUUGUUUUUUUUGUGUUUUUAAAGGAGUAUAAAAUAAUGAAGGAUGUACAAUUGAUGCCAAAUAAGCUUGUUCUUUGGUCACGCCGACGUCCCGUCCCCUCUAGGCCAGUUGCGUUCUUAGGUGUACAUGAACAAUGUUACGGUGUGAGAAUCCAUGUCCAUGUUCCCAUUCGCAUUUUGUAUUGGUUCAUGUAUACCAUUUUUACAAA